This is a messenger RNA of Leptopilina heterotoma, 2596 nucleotides long. Its product is annotated as ATP-dependent RNA helicase DDX42. The coding region runs from base 142 to 2484 and encodes 780 amino acids. The record is from RefSeq and is a predicted model, not a curated record. Lineage: Eukaryota; Metazoa; Arthropoda; Insecta; Hymenoptera; Figitidae. Gene Ontology annotation, molecular function: ATP binding; RNA helicase activity; nucleic acid binding. The transcript has 9 exons.
CAUAAAUAUACAUAUACAAAAAUAAUAAAAAUACACAUGUAAAAUAGAAGUAAACUAUCAUUGUGUAAGUAAACAAGUGAUUUUUGUAUUGCUGACAGUUCGCAGUAUUUUUCUCAUUGUUUUGCAAAAUUCAGAUUCAAGAUGAGUUACCACCGAGGAGGUGGUAACAAGCCGAAGGGUUUUGGUUUUGCAGGCUUCCAAAUGUCGGGAUCUAAACGAAGUGGAGCUAAUAUACCACCACCAAGUAUUAAUUCAAAUUUAAGUAAACAAGGAUAUCAUACAAUGAAUUCAAUAACAGAAAAUGCUCUCUCGGCUUGUUGGGGUGUUCCAAAGAAACGCAGUAAAACCGAAGAAGAAUAUUUCGACGACGACGAUGAUGCAGCAGCAGCAGCAGCACCGACCUCUUCUCUAGAAUAUAUUCCAGCACCAGGUUCACCGACCUACGAAUUAAUGAAAAAAACCGAACAAAAGAAGGAGAGUGACAGUGAGGAAGAUCCAUUGGACGCUUUUAUGGUUGGCAUUGAAGCCGAAGUGAAGAGAAAUACAUACGAAGCUGAACUUGCCGAGGAAGAGAAAAAGGAGGAGAAGAAUAAAGGUUUCCGACAAGACAUCGAUGGCGAAGACAACGAAGAAAGUUAUUAUAGAUACAUGGAAGAAAAUCCCACAGCUGGACUACAGCAAGAAGAUUCCGAUCAGGAAAUUGAGUACGACGAGGAUGGAAAUCCAAUAGCGCCGCCUAAAAAGAAGGAAAUUGAUCCCUUACCACCGAUUGAUCACAGUGAAAUUGAAUAUGAACCAUUUGAGAAAAACUUUUAUAAUGUUCACGACGAAAUUGCCGUAUUGAGUAAGCAACAAGUUGAUGAAUUGAGAAAAACAUUGGGAAUUAAAGUUUCCGGUCCUUCACCACCAUUCCCCGUGACGAGUUUCGGUCAUUUUGGCUUUGACGAAGUGAUGAUUAAGGCAAUUCGCAAAAAUGAAUACACACAACCGACGCCAAUUCAAGCGCAAGCAGUUCCAGCUGCUCUUGGUGGUCGGGAUAUUAUUGGAAUUGCCAAAACUGGAAGUGGUAAAACAGUCGCUUUCAUUUGGCCAAUGUUGGUGCACAUUAUGGAUCAAAGGGAAUUGAAAGAGGGCGAUGGUCCUAUUGGCUUAAUUUUGGCACCGACUCGAGAAUUAUCUCAGCAGAUUUAUCAAGAAGCGAAGAGAUUCGGAAAAGUCUAUAACAUCCAAGUUUGUUGCUGUUAUGGCGGUGGAAGCAAAUGGGAACAAAGUAAAGCACUCGAAGGCGGUGCAGAAAUUGUCGUCGCAACUCCCGGUAGAAUGAUUGAUUUAGUGAAAAUAAAAGCGACCAAUUUGCAGAGAGUUUCAUUUUUAGUUCUCGACGAAGCUGACAGAAUGUUUGACAUGGGAUUUGAACCACAAGUUCGAUCAAUUUGUAAUCAUGUGAGGCCUGAUAGGCAAACAUUAUUGUUUAGUGCGACAUUUAAGAAGAAAGUGGAAAAAUUGGCGCGUGAUGUUUUAACGGAUCCAGUGAGAAUAGUUCAAGGCGAUGUUGGCGAAGCAAAUACAGAUGUGACACAAAAUAUUGUCAUGUUUUAUAAUAAUCCAACUGGCAAAUGGAAUUGGUUAUUGCACAAUAUUGUUGAAUAUCUGAGUUCUGGUAGUUUAUUAAUAUUUGUUACCAAAAAGCUGAAUGCAGAAGAAUUGGCGAAUAAUCUUAAAUUAAAAGAAUACGAAGUAAUGUUACUUCAUGGAGACAUGGACCAAAUUGAAAGAAAUAAAGUGAUAACUGCUUUUAAGAAGAAGGAAGUUAGUAUUUUGGUUGCGACAGACGUUGCAGCUCGUGGAUUGGAUAUUCCGCAUAUCAGAACGGUGAUAAAUUAUGACGUGGCUCGUGAUAUUGAUACUCACACUCAUAGGAUAGGAAGAACUGGAAGAGCUGGAGAAAAAGGUACGGCGUAUACCUUGGUAACGGAAAAGGAUAAGGAAUUUGCAGGACAUUUGGUGAGGAAUCUUGAGGGAGUGAAUCAAGAAGUUCCCAAAAGUUUAAUGGAUUUGGCACUGCAAAGUUCUUGGUUCAGGAAAUCGAGAUUUAAAGGAGGAAAAGGAAAAAGUUUGAAUGUCGGUGGAGCUGGUCUUGGCUUCAGAGGAAAAGCAGAAAUUCCAAAGGAACAGAGUGGAGGUCCUUCUACUCAGCAACAAAAGGACAUAAGUGAAGUCGUCAAAAAAUUAGAGAAACAAGGACCAGGAAGCGAUCGACUUUCAGCUAUGAAAGCUGCAUUCAGAAGUCAAUACACAUCUCAGUUUAGAGCAUCAUCCGACCACACUUGGGAACAAACAAUUGUUCCUCCUUCAAUAAUAAUGCCUCCACCACCUCCAAUUACGGCAAAUAGUUCCGAGGAACAAACGGACAAUCAGGAUUCAAGUUCAUUAGGAACAGAAAAGUCUGAACGAAAAAGGAAACGAAAGAGCCGAUGGGAGUGAUUACUGGUUUUUCGGAACUUACCAACUAUGUAUAUACAUCAUUUCCCACGAAAUACUGUGGUAAUGAUGUUUUAUUUGAUUUUAUAAUAAAUCUUAAUUUUAAAAUCGUAAA